Molecule: messenger RNA, 1531 nt
Organism: Chinchilla lanigera (long-tailed chinchilla)
Lineage: Eukaryota; Metazoa; Chordata; Mammalia; Rodentia; Chinchillidae
Gene: Tmem138
Product: transmembrane protein 138
Exons: 6
Coding region: 463-1158 (231 amino acids)
Cellular component (GO): cilium
Source: RefSeq, a predicted model, not a curated record
GUGAGGAGAAAAUGGGUCGAGAGACUAGAAGUCAGGAUUUUUGUCGCUGUUGUUUGGGGUUUGGGCUUUUGCCAAACAAUCCCACUUUUAAAUGGCUUGGGAAGAGUGAGGAAAACUGCUCCAGGACAAGGCAGGCGGUUGGGAGCGGCGGACGGCCAGAGCGGCGCGCUGCGUGUCGGGGCUGCGAGGGGCGUUUCCGGUUAGCGGAUCGCUGGAGAGGGCGUCGCCGGCGUCAGGCGUCCUGGCCUGGCCAGCCGCGACCUGGGGAGCGAUUUAAACGCCGACUGGGUCUAGACCUGGCCUCACAGUUGCUGCGGGGGUUGAAGGACCAGAUCUUGACCGUUCACCCUGGGGCCGGUACCGAGGGGAUGGCGAUAUUCAGGCCCAAAGUAGCCACGGCCGUUGUGCAGAAAGGGGGCCCUCGCCUCAGCCUCCGUGCCGAAGGGGGUUCUGCGCGUUAACAUGGCUGCUUGCCCAGGUCCUUGGUCUAGCACAGCAGGAGCAGCUCUGAUUGGGAAGAAGUCAGCGCCCGCUCUGGCAGCCAGAGGGGAGCAGCGCUGUACUGUUGAGGGGCGUGGGAUGUGGCCCGGGCCCAGAAAGCGGCUGGAAGAUGCUGCAGACCAGCAACUACAGCCUGGUGCUGGCCCUGCAGUUCCUGCUGCUGGCCUACGACCUCUUUGUCAACGCGUUCUCCGAGCUCCUCCGGACGGCCCCUGUCGUCCAGCUGGUGCUGUUCAUGACCAGCCCCACAAGGGACAGGACGCGGGAGGAAAGGAACCCUCAGAAGUAACCAGCAGCAUCCAGGACAUUGCGGUCCUCUUCAACGUCAUCAUCAUCUUCCUCAUGUUCUUCAACACCUUCGUCUUCCAGGCCGGUCUGGUCAGCCUCCUGUUCCGUAAGUUCAAAGGCACCAUCAUCCUGACGGCCGUGUACUUCGCCCUCAGUAUUGCCCUCCACGUCUGGGUCAUGAACCUACGCUGGAAAAACUCGCAGAACUUCGUGUGGACGAAUGGGCUGCAGGCGCUGUUCGUGCUCCAAAGGCUGGCAGCAGUGCUGUACUGCUACUUCUAUAAGCGCACCGCCAUGCGCCUGGGCGACCCCCGCUUCUACCGCGACUCUCUGUGGCUGCGCAAGGAGUUCCUGCAGGGCUCUCGGUGACGCCGCCCUUCCUGGACGAGGCCACCGUGGCUGCUCUGCAGGGUGCCAGCCGUCACACCAGGCACCGCUGGCACAGAGGACAGGCCCGGCCGGCCGUGUCUCAUCAGGGUCCAUCCUCCGGCGCCACCGCAGUCCCUGAGCCUCGCCGGCUCUGCUCAGCCGCCCGCUUUCCCUCGCCCCUCCAUCCUGAGGGCUCCAUGGGGACAGCGGACGCCCAGCCCCUGUUGUCCAGGAGCCGCCUGGAGUGAUUAAGGGUGCCACAAGCUUGGGCUCCAAGCUCUGACCAGCUGCACAGUAGACAUUUAGAUGUGUACCAGGGGACGUGUUUACAUUUUAUAAAUAGGAAAUAAAUUGAACUCCUUUGCUACAAAGA